Messenger RNA from Mytilus californianus (California mussel), 5841 nucleotides. RefSeq names its product cryptochrome-1-like. Gene Ontology annotation, biological process: entrainment of circadian clock by photoperiod; circadian regulation of gene expression. Gene Ontology annotation, molecular function: DNA binding; FAD binding. Lineage: Eukaryota; Metazoa; Mollusca; Bivalvia; Mytilida; Mytilidae. The coding region runs from base 220 to 1902 and encodes 560 amino acids. The transcript has 13 exons. Gene Ontology annotation, cellular component: cytoplasm; nucleus. The record is from RefSeq and is a predicted model, not a curated record.
UUCCUGUGUAUUUGUUUUGUAUUUUUGUAUUUUGAAUUCUCCCGAUUUUUCAGAUUUCAAUUCUUAUUUUCGACACGAUCGGUCGUUAUUACAAGACAAUAACAAGAAAACUAAUGUUUUAAUUAUCUGAGAGUAUUUUUGGAGUGUAUAGUUUGAAAUGUCAAAAGUGUUGGCAUAAAGCUUCAAGGAUUAGAUCAAGAAAUAACAUGGAAUGAGUCUAUGAUUCGAAAUGGAGAUGCUAAGGAGCUGAACAUGCCACCACAAGAUUUCAAUAAGCGACAUGGAAAUGUUUCUGUUCAUUGGUUCCGGCAUGGUCUUCGUCUUCAUGACAACCCAUCCCUCUUGGAAGCACUGAAGAAUUGUACGGAGUUCUAUCCUAUAUUUAUUUUUGAUGGAGAAGUUGCAGGUACCAAGCAUGUUGCAUUUAAUCGAAUGCGGUUUUUAAUCGAAAGCCUGGAAGAUCUGGAUAGGAAUUUGAGAAAAUUUGGUGGUCGACUGUAUGUUUUCCAUGGCAAGCCUGUGGACAUUCUGACCAAUCUAUUCAAGGAAUGGGGUGUGACAAAGCUAACAUUUGAGCAGGACCCUGAAGCAGUAUGGAAACAAAGGGAUGAUGCUGUAAAAGAACUUUGUGAUAAAAAGGAAAUAGAAUGUGUUGAGAGAGUAUCUCAUACCCUUUAUGAACCAAUGAAAAUCAUAGAAAAGAAUGAUGGCAUGCCACCUUUAACCUACAGUCUAUUUAAUUUGGUGGCAUCAACCCUUGGUGCUCCUCCUCGACCUGUGUCUUACCCAGUGUUCCAUAAUAUUGAUCUUCCUGUAUUCCCUGACCAUGAGAAGAAGUUUGGUAUCCCAAAACCUCAAACAGUGGGUGUGUUUCCUGAUUGUAAGGAACAGAACAACAGGAUCAAUGAAUGGAAAGGUGGAGAAACCAAAGCUCUAGACUUGUUAGAAAAACGACUUGCCAUAGAGAAAAAGGCAUACGAAGAUGGAUAUGUGUUACCAAACCAGUACAGUCCUGAUCUGCUGGGAGAACCAAUGAGUAUGAGUGCCCAUUUGAGAUUUGGUUGCUUGUCUGUCAGGAGGUUCCACUGGACCAUUCAUGACUUGUUUGAAAAGGUCAAGCCAAAAGAAAGUAAGCCAGAUGCCUUGACAUGCCAACUGAUUUGGAGAGAGUACUUUUAUGUGAUGUCAGCCAACAAUAUAAACUACGAUAAGAUGGAAGGAAACCCUAUAUGUCUAAACAUUCCAUGGUAUAGAAAUGAUGAAAUUUUGAAAAAGUGGGAAAUGGGUCAGACUGGUUACCCAUGGAUUGAUGCUAUAAUGAACCAGUUGAGACAUGAAGGCUGGAUCCAUCAUGUUGGUAGACAUGCUGUAGCCUGCUUCUUGACCAGAGGAGAUUUAUGGAUCAGUUGGGUAGAUGGUUUAAAGAUUUUCCUGAAAUACUUAAUUGAUGCUGAUUGGUCAGUUUCUGCUGGGAAUUGGAUGUGGGUGUCCAGUUCAGCAUUUGAGAAGGUCCUACAAUGUCCCAAGUGUUUCUGCCCAGUUGGAUAUGGUCGUAGAAUGGAUAGGACAGGAGAGUACAUCAGACGAUACUUGCCCGUGUUGAAGGAUAUGCCUUUGAGGUAUUUGUUUGAACCAUGGAAGGCUCCAUUAGCAGUGCAACAGAAGGCUCAUUGUAUUGUAGGGAAAGAUUAUCCACAUCCAAUUGUAAACCAUAAAGAGGCUUCAAAUGAAUGUGCUAGUGCCAUGAACAAGGUCAUUGAGAGUUUUAAAGGAAAAGAAGUACCACAUUGUGCACCUUCGGAUGACCUGGAAGUUAGAAGAUUUGUCUGUUUACCAGAUUUUGUGUCUACUGGUGGUAAAUGUACAGCGAACCAGCUCUGUCCUGGAAUAGAAAAUCUCUAGACAAUCUAGGAAUGUUGUGAAACUUCGGCAUUAGAAAGACAUAUGUUUAAUGAACUCUGGAAAUCUGUAAUGUAACAGUCACUGCCAAUGUUAUAUAUGUCAAUUGAUAUUGUAUAAUCAUGUCUGUCUAUCAUGUCUAUGGUUCUUAUAACAGCUGGUUUUAUAAGUCAAAUAAUGACUAGAUUUUGUCUUUGUUAUAGCAUGAGACCAGUGUAUUGUUAGAUUUGAUUUUAGUGAUCAAACUCAACAAGGUUGUUGCUCUACUUAGAAAUCAUCGUAUUGAAAAUGAGAAAUGUGUUCUUUUUUGAGUGAAAAUAUAUGGCUGGUUCAAUAAGUCAGAACAAUUUGCAUUUUUUAAUAUGGCACAUCAAUAGCUUCUAUACUUUUAUUAUCAUAUUGCUGUACUAACGAAAAAAUUUUAUAAUUAUAAGUUAUAACACCUCUUUGCACAUGAAUUAAAACAAUCAUUAUUCCUUUAAUAUUACUCAUUUGUAUAACAAAUUUAUUAUGAUAGGGAAGAUGUACAGGGUAAUAUAAUAAUAUCUUAAAAAUGGUUAAAUAUUAUCUAAAAGAAAAUAAACUAAAUAUGUGCCAAUUUGCUUAUCGUUAUAAACAAGAGUUCUACAUUAAAAGGACACCAUUGGAAAUAAGGUGAAAUGAUUUAAGGGCAAUCCUUUGAAAGAUAUCAAAUUAUAAGUGUAUUUAAAGGCUUAUUCAAAUAAUUUUAGCUAAUAUUUUUAUGUUUCAUAUUUUUAACCACACUUGUAAAUAUUUGAUAUCAUUCCAAAAUGAAUUUUACCUUUUACCUGAUAUGGUAUUUUGCUAAAAAAAAACUUAACAGGCCUUAGCCCUUUUGUUUUAUUAAUUUUCAAAUUAUGACUGGAUCUUCUGUUUAUCAUAGCAUUAUCAAGUAACCAAAGAUCUUGUUGAUGUACCUAAGGAAGAUUAUUAAGAUAUUUUUAUACCCUCGCUUUAAAAAUUGGGGGUAGACCGUUUUACCUCUGUCUGUCCGUCCGUCUUUCCGUCCAUCCAUCCAUCCAUCCAUCUGACUGUCCGUCCGUCUGUCCGUCCGUCCCAUGAAUAUUUUUCAUCGCAUUUUUCUCAGGAACUACAUCAUAAGGAUUUAUGAAAUUUGGUUUCAAGGUUUAUAUACCGGUAAGUCAGCUAUACCGUGUGAUGCGUUUUCAGAUUCAUCACUCAACAACUUCCUGUUUACAGAACACUUACAUCAUUUUACACAUGACAUCCAAGUAGUUGAAAAUUUUCGUCACAUUUAUCUCAGAAACUACAUUACAAAGAUUUCUGAAAUUUCGUUUCAGGGUUUAUAUGAGUCAGCUAUACUGUGUGAUGCGUUUUCAGAUUCAUCACUCAACAACUUCCUGUUUACCCAAAUAUUUGGGCGGGGGUAUCAUCAGUGAGCAGUAGCUCGCAGUUUCACUUGUUUAAUAUUAUAUUUGAUCUCAUUUUAUAAAAGUUUUCUAAACAAUUUUUCAUUGUCACUUCAUCAAUGUGAAAAUGUUUGUGUCUUAUUGCAAUUUAAGAAAACCAAGUUUUAUUUUUGUAAUACAAAUGUAUAGCAAUUAGGACAUCAUGAUGACUAUAUACUGUAGUAUUAUUUGCCAAACAGUCCAAAAUGUUUUAAAAAACUGAUUUGUUAAUGUUCUUUUUUUUAACCAAUUAUAGUGUCAUCUCAAGCUUGUCUUUAUUAUAUACUUUUGUCAACAAUGUAACAGGUCAAUCGGAAGUCCUUGCAUGAUUAUUGCUAUAGGGCAAUCAUUGGUCGACAUUCAUAGAAAACAAACACUGUAAAAAAAACAAAAAAAACAAUGUAAUGAGAUAUUUAGGACAGUGGAAUCUAGAAAUUCCAUCACUUUCAGAUUUUUUGUUUGUUCAUAUCAAAUAAGUAUACAUCUUUUGUAAGACAUAAGAACUAGUAAUAUAGCAUGCAGCUGCACAUCAAGAAAAAGGUCAGUAAUCAGAGAAGAACGAGUCAAUUCAAUCUAUUUUUAAUGCAAUAACAAUGGUUUAUAUGAACAUCAAGAUUUAUUUCUCUGGUGCUGUGUGAUGAAGGAUCCUCUAAACUUUGAUUAAGGUACUUUUAGUAUGCAAGUAGGUUUGCAACCAGAUUAUAAUUGUAGAUCAGUAUGACCUACUUAGCAUGCAUUACUGGUUUUGCCCACUUUGAUAUCAAAGUUCAUUCAGUUAUUAAUUUGGUGAAGUAUGGCGUUGGUGGGCGGAGGGCGGGCGGCUACCAGGAGUUUCAGUGCAAUAACUUAUGAACCGUUCAACCAAUGCCUUUCAAAUUUUAAUAUUUUGUUAGUGAUUACAAAAUGGAGGUCAUGUUCAAUAUUGAUGAUUUUCACUUUUAUGGUUCAGGAGUUAUGGUCCUUGAUAUAUUUUGAAAUUGCACUUUAUGUCGUUUCUGUGUAAUAAUCUAUGAACCGCUCAACCAAUGCCUUUCAAAUCUAAUAUGUUGUUAGUGAUUACAAAAUGGAGGUCAUGUUCAAUAUUGAUGAUUUCACUUUUAUGGUUCAGGAGUUAUGGUCCUUGAUAUAUUUUGAAAUUGCACUUUAUGUCGUUUCUGUGUAAUAAUCUAUCAAACCGUUCAACCAAUGCUUUUCAAAUUUAAUAUGUUGUUAGUGAUUACAAAAUGGAGGUCAAGUUUGAUAUUGACAAUUUUCACUUUUGCCGUUCAGGAGUUAUGGUCCUUGAUAGAUUUUAAAAUUGCACUUUAUGUUGUUCCCGUGUAAUAAUCUAUGAACCGUUCAACCAAUGCUCUUCAAAUUUUAAUAUGUUGUUACUGAUGACAAAAUGAAGGUCAAUUUCAAAUGAGGAUUUACACUUUUGACGUUCAGGACUUAUGGUCCUUGAUAGAUUGGAAAAUAGGGACAGAAAGUGGCAAAAAAGCCUGAAAGUGCCUUUCAAAAUACAGAAAACCCGGUUUGCUAUCAAUUUGACAGCUCAUUCCUUGCUUAAUUUACUUUGUUAAUACUUGUACUUAAUUGAAGACAUUAGAACUUUGCACAAAGUAGUUGUAAGACUUACAACUGUGUAAAUGUUAUACAUUGUUAUGUUACCUGUCAGUCUUAUGUGCUUUGUGAAACAAUAGUCAAGUUGUCAUCCACAAGUGGAUUAAGUUAUACCCACUUUAUCUAUUGUACUCCUUUUUUAGUAGAACAAGAACUUCCUUGAGUUUUGGAAAUUAUCCUGUUACAUUGCUAACAAUAAAAAAAAUCAUUCUUCUCUAUCACUUAAGUUUAUCAAGACAGAAAGCAAGUCAGGUAUUUUUAAAUAUGGACUGACAGUUAAGCACCUAUUAUCCAGUACUGUUAUAUUAAGUCUGACAAUCAGUGAUUAUACAUUUGUAUUUUUAUAAUUGUUUAUUUUUAUAACUUCAAAACUAUCCAAUUUAUGUGGCCAGAUUUAAUUAUGAUAUAGUAUAUUUACAAUUGUUCAAAAGUACAUUUUUAAAAGUCUUUCAAAUUAUUUAUUAUGAGCUUACCUUAUUAUCUGUUUACCUGAUAAAAUAUUUUAUAACCACUUUUGACCACCUUCUUUACAUUUAGAAAUAUUAUUCUGUAUUUAUGAUAUGCUUUAAAUGGCUGCUGAUUAAGAAAAGAAUUUUAUCUCAAUAAAGCAGCUAUAAAGCUGAUCAGCAGAAAAAAACCAGUAACAACAGUAAAAAUAUGUUCUAUUUGUUCUUAAACAUUGUUUAGUUAUAUUGAUGUGAAAAAUUCUUUGAUUCAAAGAUUCUUGUCUAUUAAUGUUUAAGUAUUUCCAUGUGACAGUUAUAAAUGUUAUUAUUAUUAUAUAAAAUAACCAAUAAUUUUAUGAGUUAUGUAUAAUAAUGGUGUAAACCUUUUAUUAUAUUGCUGUAUAUGUUGUUACUGAAAAAGACAGGAAAAUUAUUAAAAAUAAAAUUUAUUGUUGUAAGCAAAC